UCCGGCCUCAACGCUUAUAUAUAACCAAGAGAGUAAACUUUGCUGACAAAAUCAAAAAGGCAGCAUAGUAAAAAGGCAGUGAGGUUAUAUAAGGCAAACCAGUAUGCGUGUGUUAAUAAUUUCUGCAGUGUUGGUGUGUAUGGUGGCCCUAAGUAAAGCUUGGAGUGUGGGCAUGAUUGGCAAUUUCCUGUAUAAUCCCAAUGAUGGAUAUACUUGUAGUUAUGCUGAAUGUAGACAACCAGGAGGCGGAAAUAGAAGAUUUCAUGUAAGAUGUUCGAGACCAAACUAUCAAGACUAUGACUGUGUGUAUGAGGGCAAUCCACACAGAUGUGCAGCUUAUAAUAAUAAUGGGCAAUCACGAUAUUACGCAGCAUUGGCGAGCAAGUCUGGACAUAAUAGACCUUCUGCUUGCAGUUAUUGGAGAUUAUGGGCAAAUAAUAUGUGCACCAAUAUUGUAAUGCAGAAAUUUACAGGUCCUUAUGGUAGGAUGCCAGCAAGACGAUUUUGUUCAGAUUAUUAAAGUACAAUUUCAGUUGAUUUAUCAUAAACGAAUUCGAAUGAUCAUUUUAAAUACAAUCUUUUUUUAUUAAUAUUUGUUAUAUGAACUCUGACUUCUGACUUUCUCAGUUGGGUAAAAAACACAUAGGUCAAUGGGAAAUUAGCUCUAUAAUAAUCGCCGGGCAUGAUAUCAUAUCUAAAAGCAAAAUAUAGCACAAAAAGGCAUCAUUAAUAUUAUGGAAGAUUAAAUUUCAACGGAUAGAAACUAUAUAAUUUUAAUAAAUAUUUAAAGAUGUCGAUAUUUUGGAAUCACUUUUUUUUUAUAUAUAUAUAUAACUUUAAGUACACUUCUUGAAACAAACGUUCCGAACUCGUCUGGAAGACAUGAGAAUGAUUUUACUUGUCCAACUUCAAUAGGGACGAAGACUGAAAAUAGGUCAGUUGUCCGAAGAUCGCAUAGCGUGAAACUCUUGAGUAAUAACAUGUUCUUUUUUGUUUUCUGUUUUAAUAUUUUUAUAUUGAUGUAUUGAACACUAUUUUAACAGUGGUAUUUCUAUAUAGCUCUACGAUUGAUGUAUUGAGUACUAUUUUAACAGUGGUAUUUCUAUAUAGCUCUACAAUUGAUGUAUUGAACACUAUUUUAACCGUGGUAUUUCUGUAUAGUUCUACAACGGAUGUAUUGAGCAAUAUUUCAACUUAAAUCAUACACUCGUUCAAACUAUAAGAUAUACUUUUUGAUAAUAAACUUUGACUUGCAA
This is a messenger RNA of Lottia gigantea (owl limpet), 1256 nucleotides long. RefSeq lists its product as hypothetical. The transcript is spliced from 3 exons. NCBI's taxonomy places the organism in Eukaryota, Metazoa, Mollusca, Gastropoda, Lottiidae. The record is from RefSeq and is a predicted model, not a curated record. Bases 104 to 520 code for a protein of 138 amino acids.